This is a messenger RNA of Fusarium verticillioides 7600, 1710 nucleotides long. RefSeq lists its product as hypothetical. The transcript has 3 exons. The coding region runs from base 1 to 1710 and encodes 569 amino acids. NCBI's taxonomy places the organism in Eukaryota, Fungi, Ascomycota, Sordariomycetes, Hypocreales, Nectriaceae. Gene Ontology annotation, biological process: xenobiotic detoxification by transmembrane export across the plasma membrane. Gene Ontology annotation, molecular function: fluconazole transmembrane transporter activity. The record is from RefSeq and is a predicted model, not a curated record.
AUGUACACCACCGAUUCUCUUCGCGACACGAUCCGAGACGCGCCGCUGGGACAAAUUCUCAGAUUCGCUACCAAAAACCACCUCUUCAAAUAUCCAGAAGAACAUCCAGAGUUUGAGCUACCUGCUGCCUGGAAUCAUGUCCUCAACAGUACCGACCUCAGAACCGCAUUCCAUACUGAGACGGACACUCCCUCGACUAUCGUCAAUCCAACAUCCGAUGAGAAUACCAUCGAAGGCCUAGAUCUCGAGGCCAAAGGUCAAGACACUGAUAGACCUACUCGUGCCACGCCCAAUGUUACCGAGAAUGGAGUCAUUCUAGUUGACUGGUACUCUGACCAAGAUGCCGACAACCCGCAGAACUGGUCCAACCUACGUCGAGCCCUCAUUGGCUUGAUCAUCUGCUUCUACACGUUCGUUGUAUAUCUCAGUUCAGCGAUAUACUCACCCUCUGUUGAGGGUGUCAUGGAGAAGUUUGGAGUCAGCAACCUUGAAGCGACGCUCGGUCUUGCUAUGUACGUUCUAGGAUACGGCAUAGGUCCAUUGAUAUUCUCUCCCCUUGGAGAAAUACCUCGUAUUGGUCGCAAUCCUAUCUACAUUAUCACCUUCGGUAUAUUCGUUAUUAUUUCGAUCCCAACAGCCUUGGUUGAUUCGUUUGCGGGACUCGUCGUCCUACGUUUUCUGCAGGGGUUCUUCGGAUCUCCUUGCUUAGCCUCUGGUGGUGCGUCAUUGGGCGACAUGUACGGGAUGAUACACAUGCCUCUCGCCAUGAUCGCUUGGGUUGGCGCCAUGUCUUGCGGUCCAUCUCUUGGUCCUUUGAUCAGUGCAUACGCUGUUAUAGCAAAGGGAUGGCGUUGGUCCUUGUACGAGUCAAUUUGGGUCUUGGCGCCAGUACUCACCGCUCUGUUUAUCUUCAUGCCAGAAACUAGCGCCCCUAACAUCCUCCUUCGCCGAGCCGAAAGAUUGCGCCGAUUUGCCAGUAGUCAGAGGCUGCAAUCCCAAAGCGAGAUUGAUCAGGCACAUCUUACAGUCUCAGGUAUAGUCGUAGAUGCCUUGAUCAAGCCCCUCGAGAUCACCAUCAAGGAUCCAGCAGUCCUAUUUGUACAGAUAUACUCGGCCAUUCUCUACGCUAUAUACUACUCCUAUUUCGAGGUCUUCCCAUUGGUCUUUCCUGUCUACUAUGACGUGACUCUUGAGGAGGUUGGCCUUGUGUUCAUCUGUAUCGCAGUUGGAUGCAUCUUGGCUAUUAUUUUAUACGGCGCAUAUCUCUAUUACGUGCUCAUACCACGAAUGAAGAAGUCUGGCAUCGCCCAACAAGAAGAGGUACUAUCACCUGGACUUGCCGCCUGCUUCGGCCCGACUAUUGGCCUAUUCAUAUUUGCAUGGACGGCUAGGUCUUCCAUACACUGGAUCGUGCCAGUCAUUGGAGUAACAAUCUAUGCCGGCUCAAUCUUCACAGUGCUGCAGGUAGUAUUCCUCUAUGUUCCCAUGACCUACCCUCAAUAUUCUGCUUCACUGUUCGCAGCGAACGACUUCUUGAGAAGUGCCUUAGCCAGCGGCAGUAUUCUUUUUGCUCAUCCACUCUACAAAAAUCUCGGCUUUGCAAAAGGCACAAGCCUUCUGGGAGGCCUGAGCGUCAUUGGCAUCUUUGGCAUGUGGGUUCUGUUCUUCUACGGUGCGAAGCUACGUGCCCUCAGCAAAUUCGCUACGUGA